GUAUAUAAAACCUAGCCAUCUAUUGUUAGUUCUUAUUACUCGAAAAGCACAGCCAUAAUGGGUAGCUGUUCUUUCUUGACUUGCUUUCUUUAUUUUCUGGUUUUCAUGGCUACAAUCACAUCUCAAGCCAAAGCCGAUGUAACUUCACAAGACUUCCACUACUUCUGCGACUCCAACAACGACAGAGGAAACUACACAACCAACGGCAUCUAUAGCCAAAACCUCAACAGCGCUCUCAGCAUCGUCGCUCUCCAUGCCUCCAGAAAUGGUUUCUUCAACGUCUCCAUCGGCAAGGGCACAAACAGCGCCAACGCCAUUGCUCAGUGCAGAGGUGACGUCACGCCAACAGAGUGCACCAACUGCCUCGCCCAAACCAGAGCCAACCUCACCCGCGUUUGCAGCAACCGGAAGGAGGCCAUCGGCUGGUACGAGAACGAAAAGUGCAUGCUGCGCUACUCCGACCGCACCAUAACGGGCCUCGAUGAAAUUGGGCCUGCUUACUUCGUGUGGAACCUCAACGACGCACCCAACGCCGACCAGUUCAAUCGAGUGGUGAAGAAGCUUCUGGAUGGCCUCAGGGACACGGCGGCGUCGGCUGCCAAGGGUCGCAAAUAUGCGGUGUCGACUGCGACGGGCCCAGAUGAGCAAGUCAUAUAUGGGCUUGCGCAGUGCACCCCUGAUUUGAGUGGGCGUCAGUGCCUUGACUGCUUGGUCCAGUCCAUCGCUGAACUUCCACGGUGCUGUAAUAACAGGAUAGGUGCCAGAAUUAUUAGACCAAGCUGCUACGUAAGGUACGAAACCGAUUUUCUUUUCUUUGGGCCUCCUGCACCCGCCGCUUAACCCAACAGCUAUUUCCUUUGUUUGUAAGCUUUAAAUACUUAACUAACGUAGUUUUGUGAUUUUAAUAAAUAUAAUGUUUAGAAAAGUUUCAAUUAUAAUACAGUGUUUGGAUCAAGUACUAUAAGGCUCGUCUCUCCCUACCUGUAUUUCAUCA
Molecule: messenger RNA, 994 nt
Organism: Vigna umbellata (rice bean)
Lineage: Eukaryota; Viridiplantae; Streptophyta; Magnoliopsida; Fabales; Fabaceae
Product: antimicrobial ginkbilobin-2-like protein
Source: RefSeq, a predicted model, not a curated record